GUUUCCUUUCAGUUCCCUAGUCCGAAUCAUUUCUGCUCUUUGAAACAUUGAUUGUUUCUUGGUUCAACAAAGAUUUCGUUUCACUGAUUCAGAGAGAACCCCAUUAAAAGUUCAUCCAAGAAAAGAAAACAAUAAAAAGCAAAACAAAACAAAAAUGACAGUUCAAACAGUGCUUUUUCUUGUUUUCAUGACCAUGGUGUAUAAUGGUUUGGGUAUUGGAGUGAAUUGGGGAACCCAGGCAACAAACCAACUCCCAGCGGAAAAGGUGGUAAAAAUGCUGAUGGAUAAUGGGUUUGAUAAAUUGAAGCUGUUUGAUGCUGAUGAGAAGAUUCUGAGUGCUCUGAGAGGGACUGAUAUUGAAGUGAUGCUGGCAAUACCCAAUAAAAUGUUGCAGAAGAUGAGUGAGGAUCCUGGUGCUGCGGAUUCCUGGGUGGAUGCCAAUGUUACUAGUUAUACCUACAAUGGGGGAGUUAAUAUCAAGUAUGUUGCUGUAGGGAAUGAACCCUUCCUUACAGCGUACAAUGGCUCCUAUCUCCAAUGCACACUCCCAGCCCUCAAAAAUAUCCAACGAGCACUCAAUCAUGCUGGAUUCGGUAACAAGAUCAAAGUCACAGUCCCCUUCAACGCAGACAUCUACUUCUCCCCGAACUCAAACCCCGUGCCAUCUGCCGGCGACUUCCGGCCUGAACUCCGAGACCCCACCAUUGAAAUAAUCCAAUUCCUAUAUGUAAAUAAUGCACCUUUCACUGUCAACAGCUAUCCCUUCCUCAGUCUCUAUUAUGGGGACGAUUAUUUCCCCGUGGACUAUGCGUUCUUUGAUGGAGCAAACAAGCCUGUUAGGGAUGGUGAUUUACUUUACACCAACGUGUUUGAUGCAAAUCUGGACACACUAUUUUCGGCUAUGUCUAGAGCUGGUUACCCAGAUAUGCAGAUCAUAGUUGGUGAAGUAGGGUGGCCAACUGAUGGCGAAGAGAAUGCAAAUAUCCAGAAUGCAAAGAGAUUCAACCAGGGAUUGCUCCGACAUGCUAUAAGUGGAAACGGAACCCCUCUGAGGAAAGGUGUAAUUGACAUAUAUCUGUUCAGCCUCAUCGAUGAGAAUGCUAAAAGCGUUGCUCCUGGAAGCUUUGAAAGGCACUGGGGGAUAUUUGAGUAUGAUGGAAAACCCAAAUAUGAAUUGGAUCUGUCGGGUUUGCAACAGGAUAAGGGUCUAGUACCAGUGGAAGAUGUGAAAUACUUGCCCAAAAGGUGGUGUGUUCUGAACCCACAUGCAAGGGAUUUAGAGGAUCUGGCAGAUAACAUUGACUAUGCUUGUAGCAUUUCAGAUUGCACUGUUUUGGGGUACGGAUCUUCCUGUAAUCAUCUGAGCCUCAAAGGGAAUGCCUCUUAUGCAUUUAACAUGUAUUAUCAAGUUCAUGAUCAGCAGAGUUGGGACUGUGAUUUUUCUGGGUUGGCUGUGGUGACUGAUGAGGAUCCAUCUGAUGAGAACUGCCCAUUCCCGGUGAUGAUUGCUUAUGGUUCUUCAUUGCUGCGGCAUGGGGGAGUUUCAGACACAUUAGUAAAAAUCGUUGGGGGAUAUAUGUUGGUGGUUUUUCUGCUAUAUCUGAGUAUAGGGGACCUACAUGUCCAUUAGUAGCCAUUGUAGGGAGAUACACAUGACUGUUUUUGUUUCUGCCAUGGCCCAUAACUUCUCAGGUAUGGUAUCGAUGCAUAGGCAUUGUUUUUGUGCAGCUUAAGUAGCUCUGUUCUGCUAGAUUGUGUUAUAAAGUUGUAGGAUCUUUUGGUUUCCAGGUGGAAAUUCUUAGC
Messenger RNA from Juglans regia (Persian walnut), 1803 nucleotides. RefSeq names its product glucan endo-1,3-beta-glucosidase 8-like. Gene Ontology annotation, biological process: carbohydrate metabolic process. Lineage: Eukaryota; Viridiplantae; Streptophyta; Magnoliopsida; Fagales; Juglandaceae. Gene Ontology annotation, cellular component: plasma membrane. Gene Ontology annotation, molecular function: hydrolase activity, hydrolyzing O-glycosyl compounds. The coding region runs from base 155 to 1630 and encodes 491 amino acids. The transcript is spliced from 2 exons. The record is from RefSeq and is a predicted model, not a curated record.